UCAUGUCAAGUUUCUUAAGUUUCCAACUUAAAACCAAUUGACAUAAGUGAAAUUGACCCAAAUCCCUUAUACAUUACUUAAAUUCCUUUCAUAUUUUCGAUGUGAGGUUUUCUCACCAACCGAAUGCUAAAGGGGAAGUUAGCAAAGACAGUGCAUCUUCGUAUGAAAAGCUGAGGAAACCAUAUGACUAUCUCUAUCUAAAUAUCUCAAUAGUACAUUUUGUAUAACUCAAUUGGGUUUCCCUGUUCUCCUUGGGUCUAUAUUUAGUGCCUGGGUUGAUUGCAGAAAAGCUUAGAACAUGUAACGUAACUGCAAUCACACAAUUGAUGAGUGUAUGGGUAGAUUCGUAGCUUUCUUCUCACACACUGACUCACUGGAGCCCUAUAACAUGGAAGCCCAAAAAGAAAGUUAAAAGGUUUCUAUCAAGAGAAUGAAAACAUAGUUGUAUUACUUUUAUGGAUAAAACAAGGUUUACUAGUACUAUACCUUUUGGUCCUUUUAUGUUCGUCAGAUUAAUUUUAUCACUCCAGUGUCCAUUAUGUUACUUCUUCGUCCUUUUGGUUUCAAACCUGUCGAUUCUUGUCGGAAUCAUAGUACCCCAACUUGACUCUUUGAGUCUUGUUAGAAGAAGUCAAGAAGGACAAUAAGAUGAAGUAAGAGAUGGCAUUCUCAGUCUUUAGUAUUUGUCAUGUAAUUGCUACGUAUCAAACAUGAAACGGAUCAAGUAUCACGGGAUAGCUAAGUACACACUUCUUAAAUUAUGGUAAAAAGGACAAAAAGAAGAGAGUAAAAUUUGUUGCAAAGAAGUCAAAAGUGUAGUCACGAGAGCAGCGACAAAUGCGGAACAAACAAUCAAAAGACUCAAAAAGCUUUCUUAACAUCAACAGUUCGGAUUUGUGUAAGAACAAAAGAAAGAGCGGAGAUUACGGGGACCAACAGUGACGUCGACCUCUACCCCCGUCGGUGCCCAACCUCACCAACUUUGUUUCAAUGCUCACUUUUUCUAACCCUAUUUACAAUUAUUCGUAAAUAAAAAUUUGGGUUUAUAAGAGAAUGUCACAUGUCUCUACCAUAUAACUAGCUAUAGGGAUACACUACCAUUGCUGUUUAGUUUCUCUAUAAUACUAUCCACUUGAUUAUGAAUUGUUUAUAUAGUUCACUAACGUAAGAACAUACAUUGGUAGAUAACUGAUAAUGAAAUGUACAUUAAUUAUUAUAGAAUAUAUAUUAUUCUUACGUUAGUGAACAUUGAUCAAUUCAUGUGAAUGAAUUCUUCACUAGAUUCUUGUUGCGACAAGAGUCCUAUUACACCACUAAACAUAUUUUUAAUCAUUUUGCUUCAUAUUCUUUUCGCGUGAUCGAUGGCAGAAAAUUGUGUUUUUUUUUUCCUUUCUUUUGGGCUAGAUAUGGAACAAAGUUCUGGAUAUUAAUUAAGUUAUUUAUAUGUGUUAUAACAUUGGAUCAAAUUUUAGAGAAAGAAGACCAUUUUAUUUCUCUUUUGGCAUUCUUAAAUGUUAGUUAAUUAGGACCAUUGACGUUGGCAAGGACUUUGUUGAUAUCUUGAAGCUUAUUCAUGUAAUCAUGUUAUUGGGAGUCAGAACAUAAGUUGAUUCCCUUUGAGUAGGUUUGAAUAUUAAGAUCAUAUCUAUGUACUGAAAAUUGAAAUAAUAUGGACAAGAAGUAGUAGAAUUCUAAGAGUCAAAGAAAUCAAGCCAAAUGUUAUCAUGGUAUCAGAUUCCUAUGGAUUAAGCUUUUGUUGUUUUUAGACUGCCAAUAAAAAACAAAAAAAUGAAGGUUUGUGUUCAUCUAGCCAAAAAAAUGCAUGCCUGGAUGCACAAGCCUGCUUACCUAAAAACUAUGAGAUUACAGUUAGAUACUAAAAGAAAUAUAGAGUAAAUACAAUUACAAAAUUAAAAGGAUUGAUAUCCAUAAUGUACAUGGUUUUCCUUGAUUGUCAAGUGACUGAGAUCACAGUUACUAGAGCUCGUGAUUGACCUUAAUUUAUUGUCACUGUCAAGAUAGCUUAAAAACAGAGUGGCCAAUUUAAUUUGAGAUAUGACCAAAUCAUACCACAUGAUCCACUAAUAAGAAGAAUUCUAGGCAACUUAUCAAGUACUAUACAUUGGCAUUUACUCUUUGGCUAUUAUUGUCUUUAGCUUUGGAAACUUUGUUGUUGUCUGUAUCUUUGGUAUACCCUACCUAGUACGUACUGCACAUUUAAUGAAUGUUUUACGCAUUUGAAGGUAAAAUCCAUACUAUUUAAUGUUUUUUUUGGAUUUUAUAGUUUUUACAUUAGUUAUUUUGAGUCUCCUCCAUCCAUUUGAGUUGCUACUGAUUCGGACUGUGAGCACAUAUGUAACCUUUGACAUCAUUGGCUGUGAUCAGUGUAGCAAUCAUAUUAGUCAGACGCAUAUAACGUUUACCGUACAUUAUUGGUCAAGUCUUACUGAAAUUUUUCCUCUGCUGUUCGUGUAAGUAUGAGAGAGUUGAUUACAUGCACAUUAUUGGUCUUUUAAUUAUAUUUAAGUACAUAAAUAUAGAAAUACAUCGUCUUCAUCAAUCAUAUAGAUGAUAAUAUGAUAUACAUGGUAUGAAGAAAAUAUUUGUAUUAUCGGUCGUUGUAUUCAUAUGUAACAACCACCGCCACCUUAUCGUCCUUAUCCCCACCAUAUUACAUGAUUAUAGAAUGACUUUUCAGCAAAAAUACACACAUCAAAUUCUCAAUUCUUUGGAAUAUUUGGCAGGUACAUAAAACAUAAUAAUACAUUUAAAUAAUUGUCACAGAAACUUAAAAAACAUUAUACGUACGUACGUAUGCAACUGCAGCUCUCGUUCUUUAUUAUUUAUGGCUCAUUCCUUUGUUAAUAAAGGCCACGCGUAGUGAGAGAGAUAUACACUUUAAAAAUAUAGAUCCUUUGCAGGUUCUGUGUUCUUGCUAGCUUCUUCCUCCGUGAUUUAUUGACUCUUUUUGUCUUCUCAAGGCGUAUGUAGAUAGAGUCAUUCUCCCAUAAAGAGAGAGAGAGAGACAGAGACAAGAAGAAAAACAAAAGCAUUGCUCUUUUACUUUACUUUGUCAUCUCCCUUCUGUAAGAACUGUUACGACGGAGACUGUCCAUACUCUCUGUUUCUCGUGUUCUUAUGACAGAUUAGAUUUGUCUUUACGGUUCUGUCUUAUCGAUAAUGCCUAGAGAGAGUGUGUAAUAGAUUAUUAUUAAAUAUACUCUGUUUUGAUCACGAUGCAAAGAGUACACAACAAACCAGUUGACUCCAUCGGAAAAUCACCGUCGGCCACCGUUAAGCAUCAUUUAAUAAAACAGAGCAGCGGCGGAGUGACGGCGGUGACGGCGGCGGAUAUGCAGGAGCCGAGCAUUGACACGGAUAAGCUCAGCUACGAGAUUUUCUCCAUUCUCGAAAGUAAGUUUCUUUUCGGGUACGAAGAUCCGAGCCCCGAGCAAGAAACGUCACCGACAACGGUUGCUGAACCUCUAAACGGCGUCGUUCAGGGGUCAGUCAAGAACCAGAGAGGCAAAGUCUGUGUUCUGAGCAUCGACGGCGGCGGGAUGAGAGGGAUCAUACCAGGGAAGGCUUUGGCUUAUCUGGAGCAAGCGUUGAAAUCGAAGUCGGGCGACCCGAACGCCCGGAUCGCCGACUACUUCGACGUCGCUUCCGGUUCAGGCAUCGGUGGAGUUUUCACGGCGAUGCUUUUCGCUUCGAGCGACGGUGACCGUCCGAUCUUUAACGCGGAUGACACGUGGAGGUUUUUAGCGAAUAACGGUAAAAGAUUUUAUAAACCAGCGUCCGGGACCGGGAGGAUACUAAACCGGGUUAUGAAAACCGGUUCGGGUUCGAAGAAGCUGGAGAAGUCGAUGAAGGAGUCAUUCGCUGAGAUGACGCUCAAGGACACGCUUAAACCGGUUCUGAUUCCUUGUUACGACCUCACUAGCUCCGCACCGUUCCUUUUCUCGCGCGCCGACGCGUUGGAAACGGACGGCUACGAUUUCAAGCUGUGGGAGGUUUGUAGAGCCACGUGGGCCGAGCCGGGAGUGUUUGAGCCUGUGGAGAUGAGAUCGGUGGAUGGUAAAACGCGUUGCGUUGCGGUUGAUGGUGGGUUAGCGAUGAGUAAUCCGACUGCUGCUGCGAUCACUCAUGUGUUGCAUAACAAGGAGGAGUUUCCUUUCGUUAGAGGCGUUGAGGAUUUGCUUGUGCUGUCUCUUGGUACGGGACAGUUGGUGGAUGUCAAGUAUGAAUGUGAUCAGGUUAUGAAGUGGAAGGCUAAGCAAUGGGCUCGACCCGCGGUUCGGAUAUCUGCUGAUGGUGCGGCCGAUACUGUGGACCAGGCUGUUUCCAUGGCGUUUGGUCAGUGUAGGAGGAGUAACUACGUUCGUAUUCAGGCGGAUGGGUCAAGCUUUGGUCCGUGUAGACCAGACAUAGACACGGACGCUAGUACAAGCAAUGUGAAUAUGCUUGUGGGAGUAGCUGAAGAGAUGUUGAAACAGAAGAACGUGGAAUCGGUUAUGUUUAGUGGUAAAAAAAUCAGUGAAGAAAGCAAUUUCGAGAAGCUGGAUUGGUUAGCUGGUGAGCUCGUACUUGAACACCAGAGGAGGAGUUGCAGAAUUGCUCCCACUGUAGCGUUCAAGCAAUCAAGCGACAGAAGAACUGUUCAGAAGACAAUCUUCAAGGAUAUUGAUUGUAUGUUUUGAAGAUAUUGUUCAUCUUCUUUUCUUAAUUUGUAUAGAUUAAUGUUUUGACUUUUGAGUUCCGAGCAGAAAGCGAAACAUCUUCUUCGAAAAGGUUUCAUUCUCGUCCAUUCCAGUAGUAUUAUCCUAAGAGGUGUGUGAUUUUUGCUUAAUUUGAUUGGAGAUGAGAUAUCUUUUUGUAAUGAUUUGAUGUAACGUAAGCUCAGAGAUGUGAACUUGGGAGCGUGGUGAA
Brassica rapa (field mustard) is the source of this 4929-nucleotide messenger RNA. Its product is annotated as patatin-like protein 6. Gene Ontology annotation, biological process: lipid metabolic process. NCBI's taxonomy places the organism in Eukaryota, Viridiplantae, Streptophyta, Magnoliopsida, Brassicales, Brassicaceae. The record is from RefSeq and is a predicted model, not a curated record.